AUGGGACAGGGACUGGGAAUCAAGAGCUGCAACUUCCAGACAGCAAGAAACAAUGAAGAGCACCACACCAAGGCCUUUAGCUCCAGGCACCUCAUUGUGAGGAGGGGGCAGCCCUUCACCAUCAGCCUGCACUUCAGAGCCCCCGUCCACACAUACCUGUCUACCUUAAAGACGGUGACCCUGAUUGCGCAAACUGGAGAACAGCCUUCCACAAGCAACAGGACAGAAGCGGUGUUUCCGAUUUCUAGUCUCGGGGACCGGAAGUGGUGGAGUGCUGAGGUGGAGAGCAGAGAUGCUGAGUCCUGGACACUUUCUGUGACCACACCUGCAGAUGCUGUCAUUGGUCAUUACUCCCUUCUGCUGCAGGUCUCUGGCCAGAAGCCACACCUCCUGGGCCACUUCACACUGCUCUUUAAUCCCUGGGGUCGAGAGGAUGCUGUGUUCCUGGAGAAUGAGGCUCAGCGCAAGGAGUAUAUAUUGAACCAGAAUGGCAUCAUCUACCUGGGCACAGCUGGCUGCAUUGAGACAAUGUCCUGGGAUUUUGGUCAGUUCGAGGAUGAUGUCAUCGACCUCAGUCUGAGUUUACUGAGUGUGGACAAGAAGGUGGAAGAGUGGGGCAACCCCGUGCAUGUGGCCCGUGUUUUGGGUGCCUUGCUGCAUGUGCUCAUGGAGAAGAGAGUCCUGCCCACUCCGCAGACCCAGCCCACCCAGGAAGGAGCCUUGCUGAACAAGCGCCGGGGCAGCGUCCCCAUCCUGCGGCAGUGGCUCACAGGCCGUGGGCGACCUGUGUAUGCUGGCCAGGCCUGGGUGUUGGCUGCUGUUGCUUGCACAGUGCUCCGAAGCCUGGGGAUCCCUGCCCGUGUCAUCACCAUCUUCGCCUCAGCCCAGGGCACCGGUGGGGGCCUGCUCAUAGAUGAGUAUUACAAUGAAGAGGGGCUUCAGAACGGUGAAGGCCAGAGAGGCAGAAUCUGGAUAUACCAGACUUCCACAGAGUGCUGGAUGACGCGGCCAGCUUUACCCAAGGGCUAUGGCGGAUGGCAGAUUAUGUACUUGGCUGCUGCUGAUGGAGGUAGAGUGCUGGAGGCCUGUGAGCUGGUCCCAGUCAAAGCUGUCAAGGAGGGAACACUGGAGCUGAGCCCUGCAGUAUCAGACCUUUUUGCGUCAGUAAAUGCAACUUGUGUGGUUUGGAAAUGUCGUGAGGAUGGGGCACUGGAGCUGACCGACUCCAACACUAAGUAUGUUGGCAACAACAUCAGCACCAAGGGUGUGGGCAGUGACCGCUGUGAGGACAUCACACAGAACUACAAGUACCCAGAAGGAUCGCUUCAGGAAAAUGAGGUGCUGGAGAAAGUCAAGAGGGAGAGAAUGAAUCAUGGCAAAGACAAUGUUAUCCACCCCCUGAGUCUUGAGGUUGCUGAUCCUCUGUACCUGUUCUUAGAAGCACCCUGCUCGCUACCCCUGGGAGGGGAUGCUCAGCUCUCUGUGACCCUGGUUAACCCCAGUGACCAGGAGAAGGCUGUACAACUGGCAUUUGGGGUGCAGGCAGUGUACUACAAUGGUGUCCUUGCUGCCGAGCUCUGGAGACAGAAGCUGCUCCUCACACUCAGUGCCAACCUGGUUAAGAAAAUUACCACCAGCCUGUCCUUCUCUUAUUUUGAGCAAAGCCCACCAGAGAAUAGCUUUCUCAGAUUCACAGCUAUGGCAACACACUCAGAGUCCAGCCUCAGCUGCUUUGCUCAGGAAGACAUCGCCAUCUGUAGACCUCGUCUUGCCAUUGAGAUGCCAGAGACCACAGAGCAGUAUCAACCUCUUACUGCCUCAGUCAGCAUUCAUAACUCCCUAGAUGCUCCUAUGAAGGACUGUGUGAUCACCAUUUUUGGAAGGGGGCUCAUUCACAAAGAGAGGAGCUACAGGGUAGGCUCAGUGCGGCCUGGAAAUACCUUGCGUAUCCAAUUCUACUUCACACCAACGCACUUGGGGCUCCAGAGGCUCACUGUGGAGAUGGACUGCAACAUGUUCCAGAACCUAACCAACUACAGAAAUGUCACUGUGGUAGCCCCUGAACUUCCAGCUUAA
Molecule: messenger RNA, 2076 nt
Organism: Condylura cristata (star-nosed mole)
Lineage: Eukaryota; Metazoa; Chordata; Mammalia; Eulipotyphla; Talpidae
Gene: EPB42
Product: erythrocyte membrane protein band 4.2
Exons: 13
Coding region: 1-2076 (691 amino acids)
Biological process (GO): peptide cross-linking
Molecular function (GO): protein-glutamine gamma-glutamyltransferase activity
Source: RefSeq, a predicted model, not a curated record